Molecule: messenger RNA, 2967 nt
Organism: Ochotona curzoniae (black-lipped pika)
Lineage: Eukaryota; Metazoa; Chordata; Mammalia; Lagomorpha; Ochotonidae
Gene: TMEM263
Product: transmembrane protein 263
Exons: 3
Coding region: 210-557 (115 amino acids)
Source: RefSeq, a predicted model, not a curated record
UCGGGCGCCACGUCCGCAGCCAGAGGCCGCCGCUGCCGCCAACGGAGCCUUUUCCCUCUCGAGCCUGAGGAGAAAGUCUCCGGAGCCCGCAUCUGCCCACGGCCGUGUCAGCUGCCUCCGCCGCCAGGGCCGCUUCGGCCCCCGUCCGUGCUGUCCGCUCUCCGCCCGGCCCCAGCCGCAGGCGCCGGCCCGCCACCCCGGCGGAGAUCAUGAAUCAGGCAGAUAAAAAUCAAGAUAUUCCAUCAUACCUUAAUGAUGAGCCACCAGAAGGUUCAAUGAAAGAUCAUCCACAGCAGCAGCCAGGCAUGUUGUCUCGUGUGACUGGAGGUCUCUUCAGUGUUACAAAGGGAGCUGUUGGUGCCACCAUUGGUGGUGUGGCUUGGAUUGGUGGAAAGAGUCUGGAGGUGACCAAAACAGCUGUUACAACUGUGCCUUCCAUGGGAAUAGGGCUGGUCAAAGGGGGUGUGUCUGCAGUGGCUGGAGGUGUGACAGCUGUUGGGUCUGCUGUUGCAAACAAAGUGCCCUUAACAGGAAAGAAGAAAGACAAGUCUGACUAAAGCAUGGAGAUAUUUGUACUCUCCACAGCACUAUGAUGCCAGUGGCAUUGAAUUGCUCAAUUAUGGACUACAACCAGGUCACUUGUUUUGGACAUUUAUCUUCUAAACUGCUGUGUUGAAAGUAUUGAUGACUGGCCUUCGUCUACCAAGAAGAGACCAAUACUAGCACAGUGUAUGAAGGUUUCUCGUACUUAAAUUCCAGCUUUUUAUCUGGUAAAAUGUUACACUCACUUGGUUGUACCUGAAGAUAUGGUAUGUUGAAUAUUUACUAUAAGUCUCACAGUUUGACUAAAAAUGUGAAAGUUGAGUUUAGUAGAUGAUCUUUACAGUUCCAUAUGUACGAUGUGCCAGGUGACUCAUCUGCCCCUUAAGAAGGGCGUCUUGAACUACAUAAACUGUACCUUUGAUGUGCCUAAUAGUUUCAGAUGUCUUAGUUUUUUAUAAUCAUAGUUGAUAAGGCCAAGAGGCAUUCUUUUCUUAUUUAGGCUGGCAAAAGUAGCAGGAAUUAGAAAAGUGUAACAGAAAAAAAUGGUUUAUGAUGCAGAGUGUUAGCCAUCUUUCAUUAGAGAGUUCAUUUUAUUCAUUUAAUCAUUGAUGCCUUACCAAAAAAAAAAAACAUGUUUUCUAACACCCUAAGUAUAUUGUUAUUAUCUAUGAAUUCUUUUAAAGAUUGGUUGCAAAAUUAUUUUUCCACCUUAAGGAUCUCAGGAGUUGUGAGGUAAGGCAUUUCUUGGCUGUCAGCUGGGUGAGAUAGUGCUUGUGAGCUGUCUUGUUAGAGGUGGUUAAAAGAAAGUUGUGUUUCAGCUGGCUGCACCAUUAAUACACUUCACAUGUUUAACGAACAUUCGUUCCUGAGCAGAAGCUAUGUAGAAAGUGUUUGAAGAAGGAAUAAUUGAAGAGUUAACUUAAAGCAUCCAAGACAUAAAAGAAUCUUUUAGAAGGACUUACAUUAUUAGCAGUUUUCCUUUUUAAAAACAAUCAGAGAUAUGUGAGGAUUGACUUUUAAAUGGAAUGAAAUGGGUUCUGUAGAAUAGCUUUGAAUGUAAAAAAAUAAAGUAUGUUCAAAGACUUAUGUAGGCUUUCAGAAUAUGUUAUAUUACAGUCUUUUAAAACAUCGGUACUCUAUCAGUUUUUCAAACCCGUUUCAGGCAGGGAAUUGAAGUUUUUGAUUACAGAAGAUAGACAUGUCAUAUCUUACAUGUGUCUCAUUCAUUUUCAAAGAGUAUGAAUAAGCUGGAAUUAAUUUUUGUUUCAUGUUUAAGUUUCUUAAAAAUUUAGCAACAGGCAUACAUAUAUUUGUCAUUCCUUUUAACUAAAGGUUAUAAUUCAAGUGUGGAAAAUUUUAGUUUUUCCUGUACUUAGGUUUAGAAAUGUGUCUCCAUUCUGUUGAUGUGGGGCAUCAGGUAACCCUGUUGUAAAUAAACCAGUGUUCUUGCGAGCUUCAAACAGGUCGCUCCUAACACCACAGGCUCAGAUGCUUGUCAACUACCAAGAGGACUACAGCAGAUGAACAAGAGAGUAACAACUUUUAAUAACUCUCAUAGAUACCAAUGGGUUUUAAGCAAGUAUAUAAAUGUUCUUGAAUGUUCAUACUAUACAGAAACUGAAAGGUCAUUAGGAAGUUCAGCUCAUAAGGAAUUUAGUAAUUUAUUUCAUGUAAUAGGAUUUAAGGUGUAUUUGCUAUGUCUGUGGUCACUUGGCCCUAUGAUUAGCAAAAAAGUUUUUUAUUUUUUCCUAAAAUACCAAAAUUAAUGAACACUAAGUCUAAAUAAUUGUGUGAGAGAACUUGUUUCCUGCUGUUUGGAAGACAUUACUACUUCAUUGCUAGAUCUAUCUUCUAAUUUAUCUUUAGUCAUGGGCUCUGCUGCGCAUUGUACCUGAAUUUCUAAGUAUAGAUUUUUUGCCUAUUUAUUUUCAACUUUGUGUCUUUAAUAUCUCUUAGGGAAAAAUAGUUGUAAUUUCUGCUACAGAAAAGCCACCUGGCAUAUGUCGGGUCCUCAAGAUUAUUCUAAACUGCGUUUCUCCACAGGAGCUUUGGCAGCGAUAGCCGAGAACUCUGCAGGCGUAGUUACCAUAGGUUCUUGUGGAGAUGGACUUGCCAUUUGACAUGUACAGCUGUUUGAGACUUUUUAUUUACACAGACUAGCAGUUUGACCUGUUAAACAGGAUUAGUUCACUUUAAGAAACUAAGGUUGUUGUGUACACCUGGAGACCUCUGUUAUUCAGCAGUCUUCUGAGUGGCUAUUUGACACACCAGUAUAAACUCGGGUGGCCCCCAUGAAUUACUGAUCUAAUUAUAUUGCUAUUAUGAAUACUGUUAUUAGUGAAAAUGUCAGAUGAAAAUAACUGAAUUUUUUUUGUAUUAAAGGGAUGGGAAAACAUGAAUCUGAUAAUAAAAGCACUAUGAUCU